This is a messenger RNA of Dreissena polymorpha, 1832 nucleotides long. RefSeq names its product scoloptoxin SSD552-like. The record is from RefSeq and is a predicted model, not a curated record. The transcript is spliced from 10 exons. Bases 417 to 1244 code for a protein of 275 amino acids. NCBI's taxonomy places the organism in Eukaryota, Metazoa, Mollusca, Bivalvia, Myida, Dreissenidae.
UCCACUAUCAGUGCCAGCUCAACUACUGUCUCCACGUCAGCUCGCCUGCAAGUCACAUAGGCAAAACGGCUGCAUCCGUGGCAACGCGCGUGUCCUUGAACAUAAUUAUAAGUCGUACAAUAAAUUGAGCCUUUCUUAUUUUUCUUUUACAAAAUAAAUACCUAUCAUUACUUAUAAUAUGACUAUUUAGUCUUCUUGAUAAUUAAACUGAAAUAAUUUCAUUUUACCGGGAAUCUACACCAAGGAGUUUGAAAGUGCAUUGUUGCUCUGUCCGGAAAACCACGUAUUAUCUUUCUGCCGUCCGAUGAGACAACAUUGUAGAAAUUACUGCUGAGGCGGUCACGUGAUGCAUAAAUGCAAUCGUUAAGAGAGGGUGACAAAGGGCGUUUUACGUUACCUCGUUUAUAACGGAACAAAUGAAACAAGAUAUCCUGGACGUCCACAACUCUUUAAGGAGGAAUUUUGCGAAAGGUUCGGAGGGGGCGCAUGCCGCUAACAUGAAAGCAUUGCUUUGGGAUGACGAUCUCGCUCGGCAAGCACGGAUACGACUACGGCUGAGUUGUAAAUUUAGUAAUAUUCCAUUCUUUGAAAUAAGCGACAAUGAUAAUUGUUCAAACAUUGCUCGAGUAUCCAAUGGAAAUGUGACGAGGGAUAUUUUGACAUGGUACAGUGAGAUAAAAAAUAAUUUUUACGCGAACGAGAAGCCAAACGGCUUUUGCCACCCUGUAGAAAACUGCUCUCAAGCCACCGUGGUUUUAAAUGCUGAUUUUAGAUAUAUUGGGUGCUCCUACAAGCGAAGAUGUACCAGGACGACUGGGUCUUUUUAUUGUAUUUACAAAAAUGAUAUAGACGAGCCACCAGUGGAGCCACUCGGGACAGUUGGACAGUUCUACACGACAGGCCCACCCUGCACCCAUUGUAAACACAGCACCUCUUUCUGCGACGACGGACUUUGCACAUCAUGUGAUAUAGACCCAGACUUUUGUGAUUGUCGCAAAACAUGUUCGUCACCUCACGGACACGGCAUCCUGGACAGACGCACCUGCUCGUGCAUGUGCCACUACGGCUAUGGUCCCAAUUGUGACGUGCCUUGCGAGAAUCCCUCACGGCACGAUUUCGUAGAUUACGAUAUUUGCGAGGCAAACGAAAACGACAUAACUCCCGAAGAGUGUAAUGUGGACGCCCUCUUGCGACUGUCGUGUCCAAAGACGUGUGGACUAUGUAGGUCACCCAUCUUUCUGUAACACGUGAGCUUGCAACGAAUUCCUCAAAACUACAUCUAAAGCGGCCUGUGUGCAAGAGCUUUUUUGAUCAUCAAAGAGAGACAGCUUAAGAAAUAUAAUCAUGUACAUUUGCAGAUUAUGCUCUCAGCAUUUUGCAUAUUUGACUUGCUGUUGACAUAUAAGUUUCUCCUCGUCACAUAUCACAAACAGAAUACAUAUUUAUGUUUAAAUGUUUUGUAUCUUAUGUUUUACGUUGGUCAUGUGAUUCAAUUACAAUGAUUGGACGAAGAUGCAAAUAUAUUUGCUUUUGAUUAACAUGCUUAGGAACUUCUAGAUAUAGUAACAGGUACAAAAAUGUGAUCGAAAGUACUCUUACGCAAUUUAUUUUUCAGCUAAUAUCACCCAAACAUAAUAUAUACGUUGGAUAUUUUGUGCUCGUUUCGGCAUUAUCAAAUGGUAUUUUAAAAACAUAUUGGGUUCGAAUAUUGGUGAGAUCAGGUCAUUCAUUUUGAUAAAAAGGAACGAAACUAAACGUCGUUGCUGCAAAAUUAUUUAAUUUAAUUCGAAUAUGUCUAAGGAUCUAAAUAUGAUGUUGCUGGCGUUUUCCGA